AUGCUGCUGACAUCUGAGGACACCACCGACACUGGAAAGUGCCAGGAUGUCGAGAAGUCUGCCGCUGCCGUGCAAGCUGGAAGCGAACAGGAAACCACAUCUCCGUUAACGUUGACCGAGAGAGAACUCCAGAUUCCACCCAACCCUCCUGGUCCCUACGAUGAUGACCCUCGGGACUGGUCGGCCCUCCGCAAAGCUUUUACAGCAGUCCUUGUCUCCCUCGGUCAGCUCGUCGCUUUGAUGAGUGCGAGCGUCGUCUCCCCGGCUCUGCCAGUCAUUGCCCGCGAUCUUGGCUUGGGCGAAUCCACCAUGCAGAUUACCUUUUCAAUAUACAUGCUCGGCCUCGGAUUGGGGCCAUUUUUCAUAGCUGCAUGUUCCGAGACGUUUGGCAGGAGACCCAUCUGGUUUUGUUCACAUGUGUUUUAUAUCUUUUGGAACACACUCUGCCCCGCGGGCAAUUCCCCCCCGUUGAUGAUCGCAGGACGUUUCUUGUCGGGGAUCGGGGCAAGCGUGGGUGUCGCACUCUCUGGCCCAAUCGUAGCAGAUAUGUAUCCCCCUGAAGAACGUGGUCGGUCGCUGGCCAUUGCAACAUUCGCUCCAUAUCUGGGUCCUGCCCUUGGGCCUGUGUUAGGGGGGGUCAUGACCCAGCAUACAAAAUGGCAGUGGCUGUUUUGGGUGCUUUCAAUUUUUGAUGCAUUCGUGGUGCUUGUGGCGUUCUUCACACUGCACGAGACUUAUGAGCCGAUCCUGAGACGAAAGCAGGACAAAAAGGAGGUCGGCGAUCAAGGAUUUGUAAACAAAAGUUUGGAUGCAGUACGUCGAUUGAAGAACAAUAUUGGCACACCGGUCUCUUUGCUUUGUCGGCGACCCAUUGUGCAAGUCUUCUCACUGCUGAUGGGUCUUAGCUUUGGUGUGUACUGCAUCACUCUCUCAACGUUCGCCGUGCUUUGGGUCGAUCAAUACCACCAAUCAGUCUUCAUCAGCAGUCUACAUUACAUUGCCAUAGCUGUCGGUGCAACGCUAGGCUCGCAAACAGGAGGAUAUUUGACCGACUUCAUCUGGCGGCGACUUCGAGAAAAGGCAGGUGGUAAUGUCACACCAGAAUAUCGUGUGCCUAUGAUGGUGCCGGGGGUUCUCCUCAUGCCGAUUGGGCUUCUUUUGUAUGGCUGGGCAGCUGAGAGCAAAACACAUUGGACCGUCGUCGAUCUGGGUGUGGUAGUUUUCGUCAUGAGAAGUCUCGUGUGGGUGCAGGCGACGAUGGCCUAUCUGCUUGACGAGUUUGUGAAGCAUGCAGCUUCUGCGAAUGCAGCAUCGAGAGGGAUGUCAUAUCUCCUGGGGUUUGUCUUUCCAAUCUUCGCGCCGCAGUUGUACCAGAAGCUGGGCUAUGGUUGGGGGAAUAGCUUACUUGCGCUGCUUGUUGUGACCCUGGGUUGGCCUAUGCCCAUGAUCCUGUGGAAGUUCGGCGCUCGGUUGAGAGCAAUCAGUUGGGGCUCAGAACAUGUCAGACGGUGA
Messenger RNA from Exophiala spinifera, 1512 nucleotides. RefSeq lists its product as uncharacterized. NCBI's taxonomy places the organism in Eukaryota, Fungi, Ascomycota, Eurotiomycetes, Chaetothyriales, Herpotrichiellaceae. Gene Ontology annotation, molecular function: transmembrane transporter activity. The transcript is spliced from 3 exons. The record is from RefSeq and is a predicted model, not a curated record. The coding region runs from base 1 to 1512 and encodes 503 amino acids. Gene Ontology annotation, biological process: transmembrane transport.